UGAAACCAGGGAUCCGUGCGCAAGCAGUUUUGGACUCUCGAUUGAGGCCAGCGAUCCUGCAAGUGGCUGACGGCACUUUAACACCCAAGAGGGAAGAAUGUCCAUUUCUUUGGGCUUGACUUAAAUAUCCUCUUCGGGGUGUUUCCGCAAGACAAACAUGGCCCCCAAUUCCAUCCAUUGGUUCCGCAAGGGACUCCGUCUUCAUGACAACCCAGCUCUUAAGGAGGCAGUCCAGGGGGCAGGCACAGUGCGCUGCGUCUACAUUUUGGACCCUUGGUUUGCAGGCUCCUCCAAUGUUGGGGUCAACAGGUGGAGGUUUCUUCUCCAAUGUUUGGAGGAUCUGGACGGCAAGCUCCGGAAGCUAAACUCCCGCCUUUUUGUCAUAAGGGGCCAACCAGCCAAUGUUUUUCCACGACUCUUUAAGGAGUGGAAGAUCUCGCGGUUGACCUUUGAGUAUGACUCAGAGCCUUUUGGAAAGGAAAGAGAUGCUGCUAUCAAGAAGCUGGCUAUGGAGGCAGGAGUGAAAGUCAUCGUUAAGAACUCCCACACGCUGUAUGACCUAGACAAGAUUAUAGAACUGAACAGUGGCCAACCACCGCUUACAUACAAGCGUUUCCAGACACUGAUCAGUCGCUUGGAUCCGCCUGAGAUGCCUGUGGAGACGCUGUCAGACAGCCUGAUGGCCAACUGCAUCACCCCCAUCUUGGAGGACCACGGAGACAAGUAUGGGGUUCCAUCCUUGGAGGAGCUUGGGUUUGACACCGAGGGCCUGCCGACAGCUGUGUGGCCAGGAGGAGAGACUGAGGCUCUAACCAGAUUAGAGCGCCAUUUAGAAAGAAAAGCAUGGGUGGCAAACUUUGAGCGUCCAAGGAUGAACGCCAACUCGCUACUGGCCAGCCCAACGGGCGUCAGCCCUUAUCUACGUUUCGGCUGCCUCUCCUGUCGCCUUUUCUACUUCAAGCUCACGGAUCUCUAUCGCAAGGUGGAAAAGAACAGUUCCCCUCCUCUCUCACAAUAUGGACAGUUACUGUGGCGCGAAUUCUUCUACACAGCGGCCACCAACAAUCCGCGCUUUGACAAGAUGGAGGGGAACCCCAUCUGUGUUCGCAUUCCCUGGGACAAAAACCCCGAGGCGCUCGCCAAGUGGGCUGAAGCCAAGACCGGCUUCCCCUGGAUAGACGCUAUCAUGACUCAGCUGAGGCAAGAGGGCUGGAUUCAUCCCCUGGCUCGCCAUGCUGUGUCAUGCUUCCUCACCAGAGGUGACUUGUGGAUCAGCUGGGAAGAAGGGAUGAAGGUUUUCGAGGAGCUGCUUCUCGACUCCGACUGGAGUGUGAAUGCGGGCAGUUGGAUGUGGCUGUCCUGUAGUUCCUUUUUCCAGCAGUUUUUCCACUGCUACUGCCCUGUGGGCUUCGGUCGGCGCAUCGACCCCAAUGGUGACUUCAUCAGACGUUACUUACCUGUCUUAAGAGCUUUUCCUGCCAAGUUCAUAUACGACCCAUGGAACGCGCCCGAGUCAGUACAAGCGGCCGCCAAGUGCGUCAUCGGCGUGAACUACCCAAAACCAAUGGUGCACCACGCCGAGGCCAGUCGGCUCAACAUUGAGAGGAUGAAGCAAAUCUACCAGCAACUGAGCCGAUACAGAGGACUAGGUCUGCUGGCAUCCGUUCCAUCCACAAAUGGCAACGGAAAUGGAGGAAUGAUGGCCUACUCACCUGGAGAACAACAGCAGGGGACCAACCGAAGCAACAACAACACCCCCCACAUGGCCGGCGUGUCGGGCAGCUCUGUUGUCACAGGCAACGGCAGCGGGAGCAUCCUCCUUAACUUUAACAGCGAGAAACAGCCGGGGCAGCGACGACAAAUGGCGCCGCAGCACGGUAACCAUACAGUGCCCGAAAACAACACAGCGGUCACCAGUGGCAAACUGUACCAUGAGUUUGCCGUGCCUCAGCACCCAGGACUUGCACACAUCAGAGGCAGCAUGACAGGAAAACGCGAACGGGAGAUAGAACGCGAGGGUUCGAGGGAGGAAGACCCGUCGUCCUGCUCGGGUCACAAGAUGCAGAGGCAAAGUACAGAGACCACCUAAAGUUCAUCACAAAAGAAGACACCGACUUUGGUCUUCUGUGACACACACUCUGUCAGAAACUCCCAGGGUGAACACUGAGGUGAAAAUGUGAUUCAAGGCUCAGAUUUUCCGAACUCCUGACCUAGCUUGCAGACUUGCGAAAAAAAAAAAAAAAAAAAAACCAUAGAAAAUAAUUGCAACUAAGUAUUUAUUUGUUUUUAAAAAAAA
Messenger RNA from Syngnathus acus (greater pipefish), 2296 nucleotides. RefSeq names its product cryptochrome-1-like. Gene Ontology annotation, cellular component: cytoplasm; nucleus. Lineage: Eukaryota; Metazoa; Chordata; Actinopteri; Syngnathiformes; Syngnathidae. The record is from RefSeq and is a predicted model, not a curated record. Gene Ontology annotation, molecular function: DNA binding; FAD binding. Gene Ontology annotation, biological process: circadian regulation of gene expression; entrainment of circadian clock by photoperiod; negative regulation of DNA-templated transcription. The transcript is spliced from 15 exons. The coding region runs from base 158 to 2089 and encodes 643 amino acids.